CUGCUCCUCUUAUUUAAAUCUACCAACCGUCGAGCCAUCCAUUGUAAUUUUCAAAUUGAAUAAAUGAACAUGGGUGUUCCGCGAAUGGUACAUAUUUCGAUAGUUCAGUGCGUUUUCUAACGGCCUGCGAUAUGGUUGUGCAUCCCGGAAAAUUGUGAAAAUUUCAAUGGGAAACGGUGAAGUGAUAAGCCAAGUGUAAUAUGAGUGGCAGGUGAAAAAUCUGCGGUCGAUAAAAAAAGAAUUGAAUUAGGUCAAUUGUUGUAAGGAGAUGCUGUGGGUGUUGUGGAAAUAGUUGACGUAAAAGUUUUGCUGUUACAAGGAUACCUUUUGUUAUCAAAGUGCAAGUGGGACAAUUUCACUAUGAACUUCGAAACGAUCCUGGAGGAAGUUGGAUCAUUUGGAUUGUAUCAAAAGUUGGUGAUAUGUGCGGUGAUACUUCCAGCGAAUCUGCCGUGCGCAUUUCACGCCUACAGCCAACUCUUCAUAGCAGCAAGUCCUUCCCAUUGGUGCCGAAUACCAGAAUUGGAACCAUGGGUUCACGAUUACCCCGAUCUAGUUCGAAACCUGAGUAUACCAUUCAUCUACAAGGAUAACACUUUCAAAUUUGCUGAGUGUAAGAUGUAUGCCAGAAAUUACACAGAUUUAGUUCGUUUCCUAGAGUCCCGGUCACCUCAGGAUUUACAACACCACGAUGCAAAGGAUUUUGGGUACCCAAUAAACGCGCCUAUUGUUGAUUGCAAAUACGGUUGGAAAUAUGACCACAGUAUCUUUCCGAAUACAGUAGUCACGGAGUGGGACUUGGUUUGCGAUAACAAUUUUUACGUGACAUUGGCUCUGGUAUUAUUCGGUGUUGGAGGCCUAUUGGGCAACUAUAUUUUUGGAUAUCUCCAGGAUAUGUGGGGCCGACGACCUUCUUUCUAUGUUUACUUAAUUAUAGAGGUUAUAUCAUGUGCAUUGAGUGCUGUGGCAUGGAACUUCCCAAUUUGGCUCGGAUUGCGAUUCAUUGUUGGUAUUACGGUCCCAGCAAUCCUGUCCAGUCCUUACGUUUUAGCGAUUGAGCUAGUUGGUCCGAAUAAGAGAGUAUUUUGCACAAUUGUUUCCAACAUCGCCUAUUCUAUCGGAUUAGUGCUCCUAGCUGGAAUCGUCUACGUUGUUAGAGACUGGAGAUAUUUGUCCUUAGCAGUCUCUUUGCCACUACUCAUGCUGUUCUCCUGUUUCUUCAUACUACCAGAAUCACCAAGAUGGUUAAUAGCUGUUGGAAAAUAUAAACGGGCUACAAAAAUCCUGAAAGUCAUGGCCAGAUUGAAUGGACGACGAGUACCUUCCGAUUAUGAACAUAUUUUACGUCAAAAGCUAUCGACUCCUGAUCUCAAUAAACCGGCAAUUCACUCUGAAAGAUCGUACGGUAUUGCAGACCUCUUCCGUACCCCAAAUUUACGUAAAAAGACCCUCAUUGUAACUUUCAUUUGGUUUGCGAACACCAGCGUUUAUGUGGGCCUCAGCUACUAUGCUCCUGCUUUAGGAGGCGACGAAAUCUGGAAUUUUUUCUUGGCUGGUGCCGUUGAACUACCAACAUACAUAUUUCUGUGGCCAGGACUGCACUAUUUUGGACGACGAUGGAUACUUUUUUAUUCGAUGCUCAUUGGUGGACUCUCCUGUAUAUCCACUUUUCUUGUUCAGGACGAUCAACUCAUAAUGCUGGCACUGUACUGCGUCGGAAAGAUGGGAAUAUCAUCAGCAUUCGUUGUCUUACCACUGAUGGCAUCAGAAUUGUAUCCAACAGUUGUCAGGGGUCUAGGGAUGAGUUUCAGUUCAGUCAUAGCUAUGAUCGGUCCCAUUGUUAUACCAAUUAUCAACCACAUGGGUGAACAUAUGCUCGUUUUACCACUGAUGAUAAUGGGUGGUGUCCUAACCUUGGGCGGUAUCGCAAGCCUAUUCCUGCCUGAGACCAAAGGAAGGCCUUUGCCACAAACUUUGGAGGAUGGUGAAAGCGUUUUCGUAGGUAUAUGUUCGUGCUGUAAGCCGUUGGCAAAAACAACCUCGGUAUCAACAAUUGCAGUGGAAAAAGAAAAUGAAAUACAAAAUAAUGAUGCCACUCGCAAAGCCAUAUGUAGUAUAUGCCAAGGGGAAAUAAAAAAUAGAACAAUUUAGCGAUUAAGUCAAUUAAUUGUUGUUUCAUAAAUGUCUGUACAUAAAUUGUAUAUAUUUUAGUAAAGUUUGUUGACCGAAUAAAGUGCAAAAUUAUUUUUAUAUACUCCACAAAA
This is a messenger RNA of Hermetia illucens (black soldier fly), 2264 nucleotides long. RefSeq names its product beta-alanine transporter. The coding region runs from base 361 to 2151 and encodes 596 amino acids. Lineage: Eukaryota; Metazoa; Arthropoda; Insecta; Diptera; Stratiomyidae. The record is from RefSeq and is a predicted model, not a curated record. Gene Ontology annotation, molecular function: transmembrane transporter activity. The transcript has 5 exons. Gene Ontology annotation, cellular component: membrane. Gene Ontology annotation, biological process: transmembrane transport.